Dufourea novaeangliae is the source of this 9238-nucleotide messenger RNA. RefSeq lists its product as uncharacterized. Lineage: Eukaryota; Metazoa; Arthropoda; Insecta; Hymenoptera; Halictidae. The transcript is spliced from 6 exons. The record is from RefSeq and is a predicted model, not a curated record. The coding region runs from base 44 to 9118 and encodes 3024 amino acids. Gene Ontology annotation, cellular component: nucleus. Gene Ontology annotation, molecular function: ATP binding; ATP-dependent chromatin remodeler activity; ATP hydrolysis activity.
AAUUUAAUGAAAACACAUUGUGAUUUAAUGAACUGUGCACAUCAUGUCUAAUAGUUUGGACAGUUUUUUAACACGUAUUGGGGAUGUUACUAUUGAACGUGUGACCCCUCGUUCAAGUUCUAAGCCUAAUGAAGCAGUAAUUUCGAAUGAAAACUCAACAAAUACAAACAUGAGUAAUGCAGAGCGUCAAACAGGAAAUGAUGAAAGUUCAGAGGAAUCUAGUGGUGAAACAUCUGAUGGAGAACAAGAGAAGAAAAAUGAUACUUUGCAGUCAGAGGAAAUAGAAGAAAUACGUUCAGAGGGUUCAGGGGAUGAUAUGGAUUUGGAUGAAACAAUUGAUUCUCAAAUUGGGGUAAGGAUGGAAUCGGAACAGUUACAUCAUUCUCAACCUGAGGAGGACGACGAUGAACCUGUCAACAUAUUAGAUACUUUGCCAUUGGAAGGAGCUCCAAUAGAAGGUCAAGAAGUAUCUGAAGCUGAUUUACUUGGAAAACCACUCUCAAAGGACACAGACGAUGAAGACAGUAUAGAACAUGAUGAUCAUGAGAAACAUGAAACUAAUUCCAUGGAAGAUGACAAUAGUGAGAAUAAUAAGAGGCAUGCAGAGUUAGAGCUUUCUGAUACAGCUAAAAAGAAACAAAGAAAAGAUGAUGGAUCUGAAGGAACUGCAUCCGAAUGUGAAACAAAGGCGGAAAAGAAAUUGGCAAAUAUGAGAAGAAACAUUCGGGAAGUUAUGGAUGAGACUCAGCUUGAUGAAGCUACUUUAUCUGCUCAACGACAAGAGAUGGAACGUCUUCGAAGGGUACAGGAACAACAGAGGAUCAUUCGCGAAGUUCAAAGACAAAUAGCAAUAAAUAGACAAAAUAAUAAAACACAGACAAGAGUAAUCAGUCUAUUACAAGGAAAACAAAAUCAAGCAGGUACUACCAUUUCGCAAUCGCCUUCAGCGUCGUUUUCAUCUACACCAGUUCGUUUACCAAAUACAGUGCUUCUCAAAGUAAAUUCUGGGACUGGAUCUCAGACCACAUCUAGUAUGCAAGCAAGUCAAAUGCAAAGAAGGACAGUAGAUGGAUCACGUUGGCAAAAGGGCAGGGGUGUGUAUCAAGGGGCACAGACAUCAAUUUCUAGAGUCCCAACUCGUCCUACUGGUCCCAAUAUGUUGCAACAAAGAAUUCGAAUGAUGACACCUUCCGUGAGCAUAUCGCCUGUUGUUCCUAAAAAGGAACCUAUGGAUAGGUCUGAGUAUUAUUCAGAUUCCGAAUUAUCAGACAUAGAAGCUGAGGAAGCACUACGCGAAAAACAAAUGCACGCAACUAGAAAAUUGUGUAUUGGGCCAAAGCCUCAAAAAGGGGCUAAAGGCAAAGAUGUGGUUACAAUAUCUAGUUCUAGUGAAAGUUCAGAUGACGACUGCAUAGUUUUAAGCGAUCCAAGCGGAGAAGAAGAAACAGACAACGAAGAUGAUCCAUCCAAUUCUGGCAUGCAUACCAAUGAUAGAUACAACAUUCCAGAUGAACAUGGUAGAGUGUUAAUUAAUGUGGGUCAUCCAGAAACUGAGCCUGAUGUGUUUCUAGCGCCACAGGUAGCUCGUAUUAUUAAGCCUCAUCAGAUUGGUGGUAUUCGUUUCCUGUAUGACAAUAUUGUAGAAAGCAUUGAAAGGUAUAAAACCAGUUCUGGCUUUGGUUGCAUUCUAGCUCAUAGUAUGGGUUUAGGGAAAACUCUUCAGGUUGCUAGCUUUUGUGAUAUAUUUUUUCGAUGCACUACAGCUAAAACAGUUCUUUGUAUCAUGCCUAUUAAUACACUGCAAAAUUGGCUCGCAGAAUUUAACAUGUGGUUACCAUACAAGGACCAUAAUGCAACAGAAAAAGGUAUUAAGAGUUUAAGUGUUAAAUCUGAACCAGGCAUAGAACUUAAACAGGAAGUUAAAGAUGAAUGUGGAAAUCAGAGUGAUAUUUCAAAUAUGUCAAGGCCUAUUAGUACAGAAUCAGCUCAUCGUUUCGGGCAAGAGAAUCCGCCGCAACCUAUGAAUAUCAUGUCAGAAAAUCCAUACUCUCAUCAAGGAUAUGAAACUCACAACAUGAUGUCUAGUUAUAUGCAGGACAGUAUGUUAAACAAAAAUAUGUCGGAUCCACAAGUACAUGUGAAUGAAAAUUAUCAGGCAGACAUUUCACAAAAUACUCUGUAUAAUACGAAUCCAAAUCCAUUGUCUAAUUUCGAUCCAAUAAAGCCAGAAAUAAAUUGUCAUGGCAUGCAACAAAGACUAAGCAUGCCAGAUACUAAAUUUGGUGUGGACAGUCAGAACUCUGGUCACAUGUAUCCUAGUUUAGAAAGUCGAUCACAACCACCUAUGUAUUCAAACAUAGAAAACCGAAAUCCUGGUACUUUGUACCCUAGUCCAGAAAAUCAUCAUCCUGGGUCAAUGUAUCCAAAUUAUGAUAAUUCUACCAAUUCCUUUCCUAAUUAUACAAAUCGACCGACUCAAGAAUCGGAUCAAGAAUCGAGAAAAGAAUGCUUCAAAAAUGCUAUGUCUUCUGUCGGUACAGAAAUUAAUGUAAAGAAGGAACCAGAAGAACCAGUUAAAAAGGAGGAAGGUACUUGUACAACAAAAGAGGAUACAGCUAGUGAAGAGAAAAAGGAGGUUGAAAAAGUUAAAACUCCGGACUGUGUAGACGCUCCUAUUGGAAUGGAACUAAGACCAAGGCAUUUUCGAUUACAUAUCUUAAAUGAUUCUCAUAAAACAAUGACAGCAAGAGCCAAAGUAAUUCAAGAGUGGCAAGUAGGAGGCGGUGUUUUGUUAAUCGGUUAUGAAUUAUACAGACAGUUAUCUUUAAAAAAACCAAAUAAGGCAAAGAGAAAACGUGGACAACCUUUCAAAGACACUGUCGAUGUCGAGGAAGAAGAUAAAAAUAAAGGAUUAUUAAAUGAGAUGCAUGCAGCUCUAGUUAAUCCAGGGCCUGAUUUGGUUAUAUGCGAUGAAGGCCAUAGAAUAAAAAAUUCUCAUGCUAGUAUUAGUAUGGCUUUGAAACAAAUGCGCACAAAACGUAGGAUUGUAUUGACUGGCUAUCCAUUGCAGAACAAUCUCUUGGAAUAUUGGUGCAUGGUUGACUUCGUAAGACCUAAUUACCUAGGAACUAAAAGCGAGUUCUGUAAUAUGUUUGAAAGGCCCAUUCAGAAUGGGCAGUGUAUUGACUCAACGCCACAGGACAUACGAUUGAUGCGUUAUCGUGCUCAUGUACUCCACGCUUUACUGGAAGGUUUUGUACAAAGAAGGUCACAUUCUGUAUUACAAGUUUCAUUGCCGCGUAAAGAGGAAUAUAUUCUUCUUGUUCGGAUGACAACGCAUCAACGCAAAUUAUACGAUACAUUUAUGAAUCAAGUAGUUAAAACACGCGCCGUUCCUAAUCCCUUAAAAGCGUUCGCUGUAUGUUGCAAGAUCUGGAACCAUCCUGAUAUUCUGUAUCAUUUUCUACGUAAGCGUCAAGCUAAUGAAGAAGAUGAUUUGGAUUUAGAAGAAACGAUUGGUGAAAAACCUGCUGCAGCUGGAGGGAAACGUUCAAAAGCUCGCCAGCCAAAAGGAGAGACUAAAAAGGGAAAGAAGACAAAUACAACAAUAAAAAAUAAACCGGCGGCUAGUGUGCAACCUAAUGCUUCAUCAUCAUCGUCAAACGCUGACAACAUAGAGUCUGAUAACUCGCAUACUACUUCCAAACAAAGCAAUUACACUAAUUAUUCUAUGCCAAUGAAUAAUUCAGGGUACUCAAAUCCAGUGUCACAAAAUUCGUAUCCCCAUAGUUAUCCGAAUUACAGAUCAAAUGACCAGAAUUCAUAUUACAGAAAUGAUAAUAAUCAUGGAGAAUAUAAUGAAUUUUACAAUAAUCAAGGGUCACAGAGGUAUGGAAAUCAAUCAUUCCAAACAUAUGCACAAGCCCCAGGUUACAAUACUUCACAAAACUAUCCUAAUCAGUCACAAAACUAUGUACCAAAUAAUGAACAGACUACAAAUAGUCAUUCUCAAAGGUAUCCGACUGCUUCUUCUAAUUCCGAAUUUCGUCCAGACCAAAGUCAAGGAGGAAAUAAUUAUGAAGUACCUGGAAUGUUUUCACGGCAGGCUUAUCCUUAUCAAGAUCAUGGACGGAAUUAUACAUCGAAUUUAAAUCAAGGAUCCAGUAAUUAUUCUCAAGUUCCAAAUCAGUCGUCUUUUCAAUCACAAAUGCCAAAUCAGUCUGCAAACAUGUCGAUGCCCGAUUAUUCUCCAUACACACCAAAUCAAGGCCAAAAUUACAGUUCUGCACCAGGGCAAACAAGUUCAAUGUAUUCACGAAGUGAAAACCAACCGCUACAAACCUCUACAUUGGGAUAUAGUGCUAAUCAACAAAAUUCAAAUGCAACUCCUCAAACGUCAACAACUGGAUAUCUUCCAAAUCAACAAGGACAGGGCGCAGCUGCUGGUCAGAAUCGUGGCUUUUCACCUAAUCAACAAAAUCAGAAUCUUACUUUACAAAAUUCUUCUCACACUUAUACUGGGCCACAGUCCCAAAACAUGCCAUUACCUAAUCAGCCCCAUAAUUAUCCUCCUCAAGUAAAUACUAAUUCUUCGUCACAAUCAUCUCUUCCUUUCAAUCAACAAACAACAAAUCCAAUGUCACAAAAUCAGUCAAACCCUUAUAUGACGAAUUCAUCGAAUCAAGCCUCGAUUUCACAGAAUCAAAUGCGUGGAUACCCCGCAACAGCUCCAAAUCAAAUAAACGUGCCACCAAAUUCAUCUUCCUAUCCAACAGGACAGUCCACUUCAAAUACUCCUACUCAAACACACGGAUAUCCUCAGGAUCAACAGGGCACAGUUUCAAAUUCACAGAGCACUCUGCAUGGAUAUUCACAUCUGGUGUCUUCAUCAGCAUCGCAGAGUCAGUCCUCAUAUCCGCCUAAUGCACAAAACCAACCAGGAGCCCCUCCAGGACCAAAUCAUGCGUACAGUUCGAAUCAUCAAGGUUCAGCAUCAAUGCCACAGACUCCGACUCAUAGAUAUGGACCUUCUCAACAGGGACAAGUAUCGCAAUCUCAGAAUCAGUCUCUUACAUAUCCCCAAAAUCAGCAAACACCAGCUCCUUCGUUGAAUCAAAGUGAUCAACUUUACUCCAGACCGGAUGGUCAGCAACAAGGUCAGAAUUACGCACCGACAUCCAAUACGGCCCAUGAGUUUUCAACUGAUCGACAAGGUGGAAAUUCGUCCGCUAAUCCAACAAAUAACUAUCCAGUAAACCAAACACAGCCACAGAAUCCGGUUUUAUCGAGUUACUCGUCUGAUGGUACGCAUCAAAACCAAGUAGGCCAAAUGAAGGGACCAGAAGAUCCUUAUUGGCAACGAAAUUAUUCUCAACCAUUUCGAUCUGAUCAGUGUAAUGAUCCAUAUUACCGGGAUGUAAAUCCUAAUGUGAAUAGAUACCAAAACAAUUACUUUCCAUCACAAAAUUAUCAGAAUCAAUUCAAUGAUUACAGCAAUAAUCAUAGCUCAGAUGCGAAUUCGCGUACAGACGAUUCGAAACCCCAGCAGCCUGUUAGUAAUAUUCCAAAUUCAGGAUCAUGCGACAAAAAUGGCAAAGAAAUGACAUCGAGUGUUGGUGUACAGAGUCAACCAAUACACCAAAGUAACGUGUCUACAAGUUCCAACUAUAGUUCUGAAUCUGGUUGCCAGACUCCAGUAUCCAGAUCUGUUCAAAGUCUUGGUUCGUCGCAUAGUCCUCGACUGAAUCAAACUGACUUAGUGAAAGAAGAAGAUCGAGAAAAAGAAGAUUUAUUAGACAAAGAUAAAGAAGACAAGUCAGACGAUGAAAUUCUUACAAAAGACGAAGAAAAGGAUUGUAAAAGUUCUCCAGGAGGAAAAGAAGAUCCUGGAAUUCCAUAUGAUUGGGCAACGGAAUUAAUGAAGGGAUACGUACCGGGAUUAAUUGAUGCAUCUGCAAAAAUGACAAUUUUCUUUUGCAUUUUGGAAGAAGCAAUUAAGCUUGGUGAUCGCGUUUUAGCAUUUUCUCAGUCUUUAUUCACAUUGAAUCUCAUAGAAGACUUUUUAGCUAGGAAUAGUUUGAAAUAUCCAGACGGGCAAACAGAUGCUUGGAUAAAAAAUGUAAAUUAUUAUAGAUUAGACGGAAGCACCAGCGCUUUAGACAGAGAGAAGCUUAUCAAUGAGUUUAAUAACAAUCCAAAAAUACAUCUUUUUCUCGUUUCAACGCGUGCUGGUUCACUAGGCAUAAAUCUUGUCGGCGCGAAUCGAGCCAUUGUCUUUGAUGCUUCUUGGAAUCCUUGUCAUGAUACACAAGCCGUUUGCAGAGUGUACAGGUACGGUCAACAAAAGCCGUGCUUUGUUUACCGCUUAGUUACUGACAAUUGCCUGGAAAGGAAGAUAUACGACAGGCAAAUUAGUAAGCAGGGAAUGGCAGAUCGAGUUGUUGAUCAGUGUAAUCCAGAUGCUCAUCUCUCACUGAAAGAAGCAACUACAUUGUCUUGGGAUUGGGAAGAGGAUAGUCAAGUGCAAGAUUUUUCGCAAACCAAGGAUAGUUAUACCGAUGAAGUUAUGCAUCGUGUAUUGGAACGAUACUCGUCUUUGCUUACGAAGCAGCCAUUCCAUCACGAAAGCCUUCUCGUAGAUCGGAAGGAUAAAAAGCUUAGUCAAGCUGAAAAGCGAUUAGCACGUCGUGGAUAUGAACUUGAAAAAAUGGCUGCCAAUUGUUCGAGACCUAGUUACAAUUAUGUGCCUGGAAAUACCGCGACACGGGCAGGAGGAUUACAAAUUAGAGCAAUUCGAGGUGGUGACAGUGGUACUACGUCCAAACCAGUCGCUUCAGUUCGACCGAUGCAACAACGUGGUGCAGAGGGCUUAGGCACACGCGGUGUGACCGGAAGUCGCUGGAUACCGGCCGAAGUAUGGCAAAGACAAGGAAUGAGUGCACAAGAGAUGACGCUACCUUUGGAUGUCGUUAUUCCUACUAAUUCGCCUGAUAAAGGAAGUAUUGUCCUUAAAGCUGGUCAGCGAGUAAUGGUUCUGAAGAGUCCGAAAGGAAUCUAUAUGCAAUUAGAGUCUGGAAAGAUUAUAGCGAUUCGAACAGCUCUGAAGUUAAAUCAACAGAAACGAGAAGAAGAACCGAAAAAAGGUGUAUCAGCGAUUGUGCAGAGAAACUCUAAGCCAGAGGUCGGAUUUCCAUUGAGAAACAAUUCCGCCAUAUCUAUAAUCCCGAAAUCGUCUUCGAGUAAUCAGACAAGUGGUCGUCCGAUUAAUAAACCAGGAACUGGACCUAAUUAUAGGCCAUUUGCCGAUAAAGAAAUUUCAAAAAGACCAAAACCCGUUGCUACCGCAACAGCUAAGCCUUACACGAGUCAAGUUAAUUUAACGAAUCAAGUUUCUCUGUCGAGGUUACCAAGAGUGAAACAAGAGCCAGUAGAUCAUUCAACGCUUGGAGAAAAUUCGAACUCAUCGGAUGGUCAAGUUAGAACGGAACAAAGAGUCGAAGAAGUUCGAUUAGAAGAUGUUGUUGCGGAAGUAAGUUCAAACACUGAUUACAGUCCUUCCAAUCACAAUAGGGUAUCCAAUUCCGAUACCGAUACGUCUUUGCAAAAGUCAUCCGAAGAGAAUAGUCAAGUAUACGCUUCGGAUACUGUAACAACACAAGGUGUUCAAACGCAACACGAGCAAACGGAAACGGAAUUGACAUCAAAACAUAAUAAACAAUGUUCCCCUUCAAUCGAGAAACAAGUUAUGAAAACAAACGACGCAUUAACGAAUUAUGGUCAUGGUUUUCAAAAUCAGCAAGAAAAUAGGGAUGCUCCUAACGAUGAGAUUAUAAUUGAAGAUCCACCACAGGUAUCGUCUCAGAUACAGACACAGUUACCAUCUCAGAUGCCUUCGCAAAUGCCACCACAAGGUCCACCGCACGUACCACCUCAAGUGAUGCCUCAAGUAACAUCCCAAGUACCGUCGCAGCUACCACCACAGAUGUCACCUCAAGUACCUCCACAAAUGUCACCACAGGCACAACCGCAGAUACCAACUCCAAUACCUCCACAAGUGCCGGCCCAUGUACAACCACAAAUACCUCCACAGGUACAAUCACAAGUAUCACCACAGGUAACUCCACAAAUGCCAUCACAAAUGCCACCUCAAAUGUCAUCUCAAGUUGGGACACAAGCAACUUCUUCCGCGCCAUUGACGCCAUUGUUAACGCAACAGUCUACACCAUCGACGAUGCAGGUACCACCAAUACCUACGUUACGGGGCACAGAAGUUACUAAAGGUAUAACAGAUUCGACUGUGGGCUCGACUGCUACAUCCGUAUGUACUGGCACCAAUACAAUGACUUCUCCAAAAAUGACGGAAUCGAGUAUACGUGAAACAUCUAUGCAAGGUGAACCCAAUAUCCCACAAGGUUAUCCUUAUGCACAGUACCCUCGGUACUACGAUUACAGUGAUCCUAGAUCGCGAUCAUUAGCUACCCCCUACGGUACAUAUUUCCCCGGCGUGCCACCUCAUACAUCGAAUCCCAGAUUGCCUGUAGACACCACUAAGACGCAACCGGACUUAGGGAAGCCGAUGGAAGAUAGAACAAUGAUGAAUGUACCUCCUACAUAUUCGCAAGUACCUAAUACUACUGCCAAAACGUUAGCAAAUACAACGGAAACUAAAGGUGCCGAAGCAGUGGUAACUACAACGGUCGCUAGUACCCCUAGUAGGGAUGAUACGCAUAUACCUACUGCGUUCAGUCAUCCCACAAGUAGCCGGUACCCUGGACCUUAUCCGCCCGGACCGUACGAUCCAUAUUCGCAGCACUAUCCGCCAGCACCAGGUUCUUCAGCUACUUAUCCGCCAAGUGUUUGUGAUGUAGGUGCGCCUGGGUACCCAACAUACGGCGGGCCGACCUAUAAUACAGAUUACGCUCGUAUGUAUUCAGCAUUUCACGGUCCUCCUCCACCGGCGGACCCAUACAUACAUAGAGGUUACGCGCCUCCGUCUUCUCAUCCGCCUAAUUACUAUCCACCAUUCCCACAUCCUCCGCCACCUUAUCCCAAUUAUUCAUUUUUAUCGCCAUAUCCAAACCCCAAUAUGCCUAGCGAGCCGCAACCACCUGCUCAGUAGGAAAGUCACGUGGUUAAUUCGACGAACGAUUAUAGUAUAAUAAUUUCGUAAACUGUCGCAUAUUGCGAAAGAUUGAAGGCUGUCGCGGUUCAGAAGCUUAAUAGACUGAAGCUGUAAAAC